Molecule: messenger RNA, 2388 nt
Organism: Pygoscelis adeliae (Adelie penguin)
Lineage: Eukaryota; Metazoa; Chordata; Aves; Sphenisciformes; Spheniscidae
Gene: CNGB1
Product: cyclic nucleotide gated channel beta 1
Exons: 18
Coding region: 1-2388 (795 amino acids)
Biological process (GO): retina homeostasis; monoatomic cation transmembrane transport
Cellular component (GO): intracellular cyclic nucleotide activated cation channel complex; plasma membrane; photoreceptor outer segment
Molecular function (GO): protein-containing complex binding; cGMP binding; intracellularly cAMP-activated cation channel activity
Source: RefSeq, a predicted model, not a curated record
AUGUCCAAGCGUGCCCGAGACGUCGAGCUAGAUUGGCUGGGGCAUGACAAGCCGCUCGCCUCCCCUCCCGGCCACGGCGCGCUAGAGCAGCUCCCCAAUGUCCCCAGCUACCGAGCCACCGCUGCCUCCCGCAUCCCUGUCCUUGUCACCAGCAAGCCAAAGGCUGGAGUUGUCAACCCCAAUUUUUGCAAUGAGGAGCAAUCCCCCCUAGGGCCAGGUAAUUGCCCCACCGUGGACAUCAAGGACGUGGACAGCGGAGGCGAUGCUGUGGAGAAUGACGGUACCCACUUACUGAUGCCCACCAUCGACACUCCCAACAUGGUGGUGGUGUCCGGCACGGCGCCGGCAUCCCCCAGGGGGACACUGACCCUGGCAGGUGAAGGGGAAGUGGAAACAGAUGAGACCUGGGAGGAGGAGGAGGAGGAGGGAGAGGAGCUGGCUGAGGAUGAGGGACAAGCCGAGCGUCAGUUGCUGUGUUUGUGUCCACAGGAGGAAGCUGCCGGCCCCGGCGGAUGGUCUGGCAUGCCCAAGCGCGUCGGUUCAGCCACGAGCCUGAGCAGCUCCAUCAUCAACAACCGGCUUCAGGAGCUGGUGAAGCUCUUCAAAGAGAGGACUGAGAAGGUGAAGGAGAAGCUAACUGACCUCGAUAUCACCUCAGAUGACGAGACCCCUGACGCAUCCCCUGCCAAGCUGGCACCCGUGGCAGCACCGGUGCCUCCCCCGGGAGGGGAGCCGGAGGGGGACAAGCCAGUGGGGGACGAGCACUACUGCGAGAUGCUGUGCUGCACGUUCAAGUACCGGCCCUGGCUGCACCACCUGAAAAACUACCAGUUCCCCAGCAGCAUCGACCCGCUCACCAACCUGAUGUACGUGCUGUGGCUGUUCUUCGUUGUCAUGGCCUGGAACUGGAACUGCUGGUUGAUCCCCGUCCGCUGGGCUUUUCCCUACCAGACACCGUCAAACAUCCACUGCUGGCUGUUCGUGGACUACCUCUGCGACCUCAUCUAUCUGCUGGACAUCCUCGUCUUUCAGACCCGGCUGCAGUUCGUCCGGGGGGGAGACAUAAUAACCGAUAAAAAGGCCAUGAAAGAGAACUACCUGCAAUCACAACGCUUUAAGAUGGAUGUGGUGUGCCUCCUGCCCCUGGAUUUCUUAUACCUCAAAGUCGGUGUCAACCCACUCCUGCGUUUUCCUCGCUGUCUGAAGUACAUGGCCUUCUUCGAGUUCAACAGCCGCCUGGAGUCUAUCCUGAGCAAGGCCUACAUCUACAGAGUGAUUCGGACCACUGCCUAUUUACUGUACAGCUUGCACGUGAACUCCUGCCUCUAUUACUGGGCAUCAGCCUACGAGGGACUGGGCUCUACCACCUGGGUCUAUGAUGGGGAAGGAAACAGCUACAUCCGCUGCUACUACUGGGCAGUCAAAACCCUCAUCACCAUCGGGGGCCUGCCGGACCCCAAGACGCUGUUUGAGAUCGUCUUUCAGCUGCUGAACUACUUCACAGGCGUCUUUGCUUUCUCCAUCAUGAUAGGGCAGAUGAGAGAUGUGGUCGGCGCCGCUACUGCAGGGCAAACUUACUAUCGGAGCUGCAUGGACGAUACCAUUAAAUACAUGAACUCCUACAAAAUCCCCAAAACUGUUCAGAACCGGGUGAAAAUGUGGUACGAGUACACGUGGCAUUCGCAAGGCAUGCUAGAUGAGUCAGAGCUGCUGGUGCAGCUGCCGGACAAGAUGAGGCUGGACAUGGCCAUCAACGUGAACUACAACAUCGUGAGCAAAGUGGCCCUCUUCCAGGGCUGUGACAGGCAGAUGGUCUUCGACAUGCUGAAGCGGCUCAGAUCGGUGGUCUACCUGCCUAAUGACUACGUGUGUAAGAAGGGAGAGAUCGGCCGCGAGAUGUACAUUAUUCAGGCAGGACAAGUGCAAGUGCUGGGGGGACCCGAUGGCAAAACCGUGCUGGUGACUCUGAAACCCGGAUCCGUGUUUGGAGAAAUAAGCUUGCUGGCGGCAGGAGGGGGAAAUCGCCGAACAGCAAACGUCGUAGCUCACGGCUUUGCUAACCUCUUCAUUUUGGAUAAGAAGGACUUGAACGAGAUUUUGGUGCAUUAUCCCGAGUCUCAGAAGCUGCUGCGUAAAAAGGCCAAGAGAAUGCUGCAAAACAAUAAACGCAAAGAUGAGAAGGGAGCACCCGGAGACCCGCUGAUCAUCCGCCCGAAAGCUAGCACCCCGAAGCUCUUCCGGGCUGCCCUGGCCGCCAUGGGGAGGACGGGGCGAAAAGGGCCGCUGGCGCAGCUCCAGUGGAGGCUGAAGGAGCUGAAGGCGACGCAGGCGACGCAGGCGCUGGAUGAGAAGGCGACUGCCUGGUCAGCAGCCAGCACACCCGGCUGA